Castor canadensis (American beaver) is the source of this 1744-nucleotide messenger RNA. RefSeq names its product formimidoyltransferase cyclodeaminase (gene Ftcd). NCBI's taxonomy places the organism in Eukaryota, Metazoa, Chordata, Mammalia, Rodentia, Castoridae. Gene Ontology annotation, molecular function: folic acid binding; transferase activity. The record is from RefSeq and is a predicted model, not a curated record.
AUGUCUCAGCUGGUGGAGUGUGUCCCCAACUUCUCAGAGGGGAACAACCAGGAGGUGGUCGAUGCCAUUUCCCGAGCCAUUGCUCAGACCCCAGGUUGUGUGCUGCUGGACGUGGAUGCAGGACCCUCCACCAACCGCACCGUCUACACCUUUGUGGGGCAGCCAGAGUGUGUGGUUGAGGGGGCCCUCAGUGCCGCGCGGACGGCCUCACGGCUCAUCGACAUGAGCAGGCAUAGGGGGGAGCACCCUCGAAUGGGUGCCCUGGAUGUCUGCCCCUUCAUCCCGGUGAGGGGUGUCAGCAUGGACGACUGUGUGCUCUGUGCCCAGGCUUUUGGUCAGCGGCUGGCGGAGGAGUUGAAUGUGCCAGUGUAUCUCUACGGUGAGGCGGCAAGGACAGCCAGUCGCCAAACCCUGCCAGCCAUUCGGGCUGGGGAGUACGAGGCCCUGCCUGAGAAGCUCCAGCAGGCUGAGUGGGCGCCUGACUUUGGCCCCAGUUCCUUCGUUCCCAGCUGGGGUGCCACCGUCACAGGUGCUCGGAAGUUCCUCAUCGCCUUCAACAUCAAUCUGCUCAGUACAAAGGAGCAGGCUCACCGCAUUGCCCUCAACCUGCGGGAGCAGGGCCGGGGGAAGGACCAGCCAGGACGUUUGAAAAAAGUUCAGGGCAUCGGCUGGUACCUGGAUGAGAAGAACCUGGCUCAGGUGUCCACCAACCUCCUGGACUUUGAGGUCACUGCACUGCAUACGGUCUAUGAGGAGACCUGCAGAGAAGCGCGGGAACUGAGCCUCCCAGUGGUGGGCUCGCAGCUGGUGGGCCUGGUGCCCCUGAAGGCCCUGCUGGAUGCUGCUGCUUUCUACUGCCACAAGGAGAACCUGUUUGUGCUGGAGGAGGAGCACCGAAUCAGGCUGGUCGUGAACCGGAUGGGUUUGGACUCCUUGGCGCCCUUCAACCCUAAGGAGCGGAUCAUCGAGUACCUGGUCCCCGACAGCCCGCCCGGGCAGAGCCUGCUGGACAAGUCCCUGCGCGCCUUCGUCCGCGAGGUGGGCGCCCGCUCGGCGGCGCCCGGGGGCGGCUCGGUGGCGGCGGCCGCUGCGGCCAUGGGCGCGGCGCUGGGCUCCAUGGUGGGCCAGAUGACCUACGGGCGGCGGCAGUUCGAGCACCUGGACUCCAAGAUGCGGCGCCUGAUCCCGCCCUUCCACGCGGCCUCGGCCCAGCUGGCCUCGCUGGUGGACGCCGAUGCCCAGGCCUUCACCGCCUACCUGGAGGCAAUGAAGCUGCCCAAGAACACACCUGAGGAGAGGGACAGUCGCACAGCUGCCCUGCAGGAGGGGCUGAAGCAGGCCGUCGCUGUGCCAUUGGCACUCGCAGAGACAGUGUCACCACUGUGGCCUGCGCUUCAGGAGUUGGCCCUGUGUGGGAACCUGGCCUGCCGGUCAGACCUGCAGGUGGCGGCCAAAGCCUUGGAGAUGGGUGUGUUUGGUGCAUACUUCAAUGUGCUUAUCAACCUGAGAGAUGUGACUGAUGACGUGUUUAAGGACCAGAUCCGCCAGCGUGUGUCCAGUCUCCUGCAGGAAGCCAAGACCCAGGCUGCACUGGUGCUGGACAGCCUGGAGACCCGUCAGGAAUGACAGCAGCAGAAGACCUCCCUAGAUGGCACAAUUCCCAGUGGCCCUCACCUACCCUGAGGGACCUAGGUUUCAUUUCAGUGGAGCUCAACUGUGACCUCAGCUACGUUAGGAUGGGGGU